AUGGCUCAAAUUGUGAGACAGAGUAAAUUUCGGCAUGUAUUCUGUAAACCAGUCAAACAUGAAAGUUGUAUGUCUGAUAUUAGGGUAACAGAAAUCACUUGGGACUCUCUGUUCUGCGAUGUCAAUCCCAAAUUCAUCGCAUUCAUCAAUCGCGGUGCCGGUGGUCCAUUCAUGGUUAUUCCAGUCAAUAAGAUUGGCCGUAUUGACAAGGACUACCCAUUUGUUGAUGCUCACAAAGCGCCGUGCCUUGAAGUUGCAUGGAGUCCUUUCAAUGACAAUGUGAUUGCGUCGUGUUCCGAAGAUACAACUUGUAAAGUCUGGGUGAUUCCGGAUCGAGGAUUGAGCAGAAAUCUCUCGGAGCCAGCUGUUGAGUUGACCGGACAUCAGAAGAGAGUUAACACCAUUGCAUGGCAUCCGGUCGCCAAUAAUGUUCUUCUUACUGCUGGUAAUUUAUGGGGACUGGACAUUUUUCUUAGGAAGAAACCGCUGAAAAAUUGUAAACUAUAA
Caenorhabditis briggsae is the source of this 507-nucleotide messenger RNA. Gene Ontology annotation, molecular function: actin filament binding. The transcript is spliced from 3 exons. Lineage: Eukaryota; Metazoa; Nematoda; Chromadorea; Rhabditida; Rhabditidae. Gene Ontology annotation, biological process: actin filament organization. Bases 1 to 507 code for a protein of 168 amino acids. The record is from RefSeq and is a predicted model, not a curated record.